Molecule: messenger RNA, 928 nt
Organism: Cuscuta epithymum
Lineage: Eukaryota; Viridiplantae; Streptophyta; Magnoliopsida; Solanales; Convolvulaceae
Source: the annotation of a GenBank genome assembly
GAAUGUCUCAAUCCUAAUGACUAAUGAGAAGAAACCAACCUCUAUCCUCAUCAUUUCUAGUACCUAUCCCUUUAUAAGUCUGUAGCUUCAAUUGGUUGUAUGUGCUUUAUGAAAAGCUCGGGUAAAUAUCAAUCCGCUGAUUAUUGCACACAUAGCUUCUCAGAUGAAUGUUGAAGCAGCCCGAUCGGGUUGAAUUUGAUUGGAACGGUGCGUUUACUUCAAGGAUCGGAGGGUAUGUGAUGGUUCUCCCAUUAGAUCUUCAGGACUUCCUUCUUCGAGCUCGGGUACUCCAAUUAUACAGAAACGCUCUCAGGACUGCAAGAAGAGCUCCUAUUGAUGCUAGAGGGACUAUAGGUGUCUUUAAGCCUCAAUAUUAUUAUGAACAUGCAUUUUCUCCCUUAGUAAUGGAACAGAGCAAGUCAAAGAGUCUGUUCUUUAGAUGGGGGCUCCAAAGUGUAGUGUUGGGCACUUCUAAAGUAACUUCCCUACUACAUCUUACCUAGCCGACCAACUUAACUUCAUUGCACAUAGUAUCUUAAUAUGAAUGUUUAUCGAAAAGUUGACCAUACGCUAAGAGUGGGUCCAGUCCCAUGUUCAGAAGGGAUCUGCUCAAGCCCCUGCUAGGCAAAUAGGCUGCAGUCUGCUGCUCGUAGCCCCCUUGCAGCAAUUUCAAGAGCAAUGGUGCUGCCAACUCUAGAGUAGAAAUUUAUUUGGUUAUGCCAGCUUCAAGUGUGAUUCAAGAAGCUAUUUCAGUGUGGUCUUUAUUUUUCGUUUUUUUUUUUUGUUUUCAAAAAUGUCAGCAAUAAUAAUAUAUGAAUGUCUACUAUAUAAUGAGAGCUUUUGGGAGUUUUUGUUGACACCUGCCAGUUGAUGUUGAUCCAUUCAAUGCGUUACAUGACUCUACUAGAUAAUAAAAAUUAUUCCCUCC